This is a messenger RNA of Knipowitschia caucasica, 1932 nucleotides long. Lineage: Eukaryota; Metazoa; Chordata; Actinopteri; Gobiiformes; Gobiidae. The record is from the annotation of a GenBank genome assembly.
AUGCCUUCUGAACCCAGCCUCAGCACUGGGGAGAUGCUGACAGGACAGAGGCUGUGCCAGUCGAAGUCCCAUCAGGACUCGGUGCUGUCGGCUCUGAACCAGCAGAGGAAGGAUGGCCUGCUCUGUGAUGUGACGCUGGUGGCGGGAGAGCAGAAGUUCCAUGCCCACAAAGCUGUCUUAGCAGCAUGCAGCGACUACUUUAGGGCCAUGUUCAGCUUGUGCAUGGUGGAGAGCGAGGCGGAUGAAGUUACACUGCAGGGAGUGACCAGCAUUGGACUGAAGCACGCUUUAGACUUUGCGUACACUGGACAAAUCAUUCUGGAGCCAGCGGUCAUACAAGAUGUCCUGUCUGCGGGGAGCCACCUUCAGCUGCUGGAGCUCUUAGGCCUUUGCUCUCACUACCUCAUCCAGGAAUACAAGAUGUCACACUGUUCUCCUCUGGUGCAGGGACAGAUGCUGCAGGAUGCGCGGGGAAAUCAGGAGCUGAGCAGUGUGAAUUACCUGGAGCUGUACCGAGUGGCUGACCUUUUCCACCUUCCCGCCCUUGAGGAGGCAGUGGUGGGCUUCCUGGUCGAGCAUCUAUCUGAGCUGAGCCAGAGUCGGCAGGAGGAGGCCUUGCAGCUGCCCUACCGCCUGCUCCGGGAGGUCCUGAAGAGCGACCGCCUCACCUCCCUCAGUGAGGAUGACAUCUGGAAGUUGGUUGUGUUGUGGCUUGAACACGACUGCCGCUACCAGUACACUGAAGAUCUUCUCCAGAAUGUACGAUACGGCCUCAUGGAUGUCCCAACACUGCAAUACCUCGCUCGAAAUCACCCCCUGGUCCAGUCUAGUCCCACUGCUGCCGCCCUGGUGGAAGAAGCCCUGGACUACCACCACGCCACCUAUUCUCAACCGUUACAGCAGUCGGCCAGAACGAGACCAAGAUUUCAGUCUCUGACACUGUACAUUGCCGGAGGGAGGAAGAGGGAAGUCAGCAGAGUGCGUGAGCUGAGAUACUUCAACCCUGCCGCCCAGGAUCAUGUACGGGUAGCGGGAGGAUCCAAUUGGAGUGAACUUGCCCCUAUGCCCACUGGGAGGAGCCACCAUUGUGUAGCUGUGAUGGGGAACUUUCUGUUUGUGGUGGGAGGGGAAGUUGAACACGCCACAGGGAGGACAUGCGCCGUCAGAACUGCAUGUAGGUACGACCCCAGAGGAAAUCGAUGGACUGAUAUCGCUCCGAUGAAAGUUUGUCGAGAACAUUUUGUUCUAGGAGCUUUAGGGCAGUACCUGUAUGCAGUAGGUGGCAGGAAUGAGCUGAGACAGGUGUUGCCCUCUGUGGAGCGGUACUGUCCCAAGAAGAACAAGUGGAUGUUCGUUCAGCCCUUUGAUCGGUCACUUUCCUGUCACGCUGGCUGUGUGGCUGACAACCUGCUUUGGAUUUCAGGUGGAGUAACAAACACAGCCCAGUACCAGAAUCGUCUAAUGGUCUAUGACCCUGAACAGGACCAGUGGUUGGCGCGCAGUCCCAUGUUACAGAGGCGAGUGUACCACGUGAUGGCGGCGGCGAGGAGGCAUCUCUACGUACUCGGCGGGAACGACUUGGAUUACAACAACGACCGGAUCCUGGUCAGGCACAUCGACUCCUAUAAUAUGGACAUGGACCAGUGGACGCGCUGCUCCUUCAGUCUGCUCACAGGUCAGAACGAGUCCGGUGUGGCGGUCCACGAUGACAGGAUCUACGUGGUGGGAGGGUAUUCCAUUUGGACCAACGAGCCUCUGGCGUGCAUUCAGGUGCUAGAUCUGAGUAUGGAGGGCAAGGAGGAGGUUUUCUAUGGACCAACACUGCCAUUUGCCUCUAAUGGAAUCGCCACCUGUUUUCUCCCUGCUCCAUAUUUCACCUGCCCAAACCUACAGACACUGCAAGUUCCUCAUCACAGGAUUGGUGCUGUCUAA